Messenger RNA from Trichobilharzia szidati, 309 nucleotides. The record is from the annotation of a GenBank genome assembly. Lineage: Eukaryota; Metazoa; Platyhelminthes; Trematoda; Strigeidida; Schistosomatidae.
AUGCCUCAUACAAUAUUGCUUGUACAGCCUUCAGUGAAGAAGCCAGAUACACGUACUUGGUCUGACUAUGAGACUGUAGAACAAUGUCUUGAAGGUGUUUGUAAGAUAUAUGAAGAACAGUUGAAACGUGAAAAACCGAACGCUCCUACAAUCACUUACGAUAUUUCUCAACUUUUCCAGUUUAUCGAUCAACUGGCUGAUCUCAGUUGCUUGGUUUUUCAUGAACCUACAUAUACUUAUGUUCCACAUCAUAAAAACUGGAUCAAGGAACAAGUUUAUGUACUUCUUAGAAAUCAGGCUGGACAGUAG